AUGAGUGCGGUUCGAAGUCCCUGGAGGGCCCGACUGGACACCUUAGAAUGCCACUUCACGUGGAACCUGAACAGCCAAAGAAAGGACCUUUUCCUUCGCCGGGACAUACUGGAGGACAUCAGCGCCGAGGACGGCAACCUCUGGCUGGGACACAUCUACAACCUGCAGGCCUACAUCCACUUCCUCCUGGCCUCUGAAGAGCAGACCCCAGGCUCCACCAUGAGCGACGCGCUGCGCUGCUUCGGCCAGGCGGGGGAGGCCUUCCGGCAGGUGAGGAACACUGUAGCAGACGAGGGUCCCCGGCUGCUGGUCAACUACGGCAACCUGGCCUGGCUGCACUACCGACGGGACGAGUGGUCGGAGAGCGUCGCGUACUUGGGCAAGGCGGAGGCACUGCUGCGAGAAUACCCGUCUCCGAUACAGGGGCAGCCCCAUCAGGUGGUCCUGGCCGAGAAAGCAUGGACCCUCAUGAACUUCGGCCAGGACGGCAAACGCAGUGCGGUGGAGCUCUUCAGGAAAGCCAUCGAGAUGGAACCAGCAUGCCCCGUGGAGUGGACCACCAGCCACGCGUUGGCCUUGGCGAUGUCUUCUCCUCCAGACGACUUGUCACCAGAGCAGGAGGCGGACAUCUUGGAGACCCUGAGACGCGCCGUUGAAGGCGAUCCAGACAACUUGUACAUUGCUGUGGUGUACCUCGAGAGACGCGCCAUGACCGACAGCAGAGGGAUCGCAGAGCAAGCCCGUGAGCUGACCGAGGACGUGCUGAAAAGUUCUCAGAGCAGCUACAGCGGGAUCCGACCCCUGCUGAGAGUCUACAGACUGCACGUGUCCCUGGAUGAGGCCAUCGACGUGGCGAAAGAGGCUCUAAAGAGGCAUCCGACCAAUCGGCACCUCAAAUACGGCCUGGCAAACUGCUACAAGUGGAAGAUCUUCUCAGACAGGGACAGUCCCCUGAUCGAGGACCUGAGGAGUCGAGCCAUCGGUCUCUAUAAGGAGCUGUGCAGCCUGUAUCCGCAUUAUUUCCUAUUGGGGAGGAUCACCCUGGCGAGUUUAUACGCACAGUCAAGGAAUCCUGACAACAUCGAGGCUGACAAGAUAUUUAGGGAUUUGUUGGAAAUUGAUUUAGAGCCAGCCCAGCGGCAAAUGCUUUAUAACAAAUAUGCAAAAUUCCUCCACUUCAGUCUUCAAGACCGACGGAGGUCAAUAGAGUAUCACAUGAAGGCAGCAGAAAUACUGCAUUCCUCCAGGUUUCGGAGAGAGAGCAUACACAUUCUGACCCAGAUUAUGAAUAGCAGGAUGGACCGAAUGUCUGGAGAAAUUGGGGACUUUCUGGCCCAACUAACCUUGUAGCUUAGCACACAAUAAAAAAAAAUCACAUGUUACAUAAUUAGACAAAAUCCUUUAUUUAUUAAAUAUGGCACCAACUUUCAGAUGUCUUUCAGUGUUGAAAUCUGCCAUACAAUGGAAGAAUGAUUACAAAGCGCGUAUUUUGUAAUCACCAAGGACUAAAUUAUUUUAAAUUUUUGUAAAAGGGGAACUAUAAAUAGGAGUUUUAUUUAAGACUGAAAAAAAUACAA
Molecule: messenger RNA, 1577 nt
Organism: Gadus chalcogrammus (walleye pollock)
Lineage: Eukaryota; Metazoa; Chordata; Actinopteri; Gadiformes; Gadidae
Product: interferon-induced protein with tetratricopeptide repeats 5-like
Exons: 2
Coding region: 1-1350 (449 amino acids)
Biological process (GO): defense response to virus
Cellular component (GO): cytosol
Molecular function (GO): protein binding
Source: RefSeq, a predicted model, not a curated record